Messenger RNA from Meloidogyne enterolobii, 682 nucleotides. The record is from the annotation of a GenBank genome assembly. NCBI's taxonomy places the organism in Eukaryota, Metazoa, Nematoda, Chromadorea, Rhabditida, Meloidogynidae.
GGAAAAGAGGAGAGAAUAUUAUCGUAAUUGGAAUAAAACGAAUAAAGAAAAGAAGACCAAAUAUGAUCAAACUUACCGAGAAAAUAAUAAAGAAAAAAUAAAGGAAAAGAGAGAGUCUGCAAAAUAUAAAGUAAGAAAAAUAAAAUCUAAUCACAAUUACUAUCAUAAGAACAAAGAAAGGAUUCUAGAAAAUAAACGACUUAGGCGUCUAAAAAUGAAAUAUGAAAAAGGAAUUCAACAAAAUGAUAGUCCAAAAUUAAUAAGCUUUUUAUCUGAUAAUGGAGAAGGAACUCCAGCGAGUAAGAUAAAGGAUAAUAAUUAUGAAAAUAAAGGAAAAGAAAUGAUUGUCUCCAAUGGGAACGUUCAGUUAGAUCAAGGGAACGUUCAGUUAGUUCAACAAAAUGAUAUGAUUCUAAAUAAAAACGAUGAAAAUCAAGUAAGAAUAUCUGAGGAUUUUACAUCCCAAUCGAAUAAAGAAAAUAGUAAAGAAAACAUUCAUACUUCUGUUAAUGAGGAAGGAAAUUCAAAUACGGAUAAUAAUAUAAAUGAAACGAUUACUCGCCCUUAUCCAAAAGAAAAUGUUAAUGAUGGACAGCUCCCACAAAUAGAUGAUUUGAAUGAUGUGGAUUAUCUUAAUUUUUUGUAUGAUCUAAAUUAUAUGGAUAAUCUUAAUUUUUUAUGA